Molecule: messenger RNA, 5804 nt
Organism: Anopheles coluzzii
Lineage: Eukaryota; Metazoa; Arthropoda; Insecta; Diptera; Culicidae
Exons: 5
Coding region: 1887-2804 (305 amino acids)
Source: RefSeq, a predicted model, not a curated record
UUAACAAUUAGGCUGAUAACAAUAAUUGAAAUGUAAAUCAGAAUAAAUUAAAUUCAUUUGAAGUAAAAUAAAUACCAUUAUACUCUAUUUUGACCAAAUGAUCAACACUUGUACAUAGUGCCAUUUACUUUGUGUUCUUCACUCUCGCGCUGUGUUGUGAUCGUUCGAAACUCAUUGCCAGAACGAAUGCAAAUUUCAUUUGGGAAGGAUCGGUGCCGGAAGAUGCAGUAAAAAUUAUAAAAUGUUUAUAGAAAAGUGGUUAAGUAAAUCGUGAAAGAUGUCAACACAGGCAUAAAUGCAGUUUGUUUUGUUACUUGAUCUACGGCUAUUUCAUUGCCAAAGCUCCUGAUAACAGAUCAAAGCAGAUGGAUCGGGUAUAAAGAGUCGCCAUUUAACAUUAAAUAUCUUCUUGAUCGGCAAACUCAUCAAACACCAAGUGUUUCUCUUCCAACAGCACGCGCUAUCGGUGGAGCAAGCAGCCAACGAUUUGAUCGCCAGUACGCGCCAUCAAGAAUUUAUAUUUUGCCAAACAGUACUGUGAAUAAAAAACUGCACACUUACUGUCGGAAUUUCCUGGAAUGUUUUGAUCGGUCUGCGCUCGCGGGAAUGGUGGGUUCGUUGAGGUGAAGGAAAGAAAGGGUGGGAGCGAGGAUUAACCAAAAACGCGGCAUUGAGAAUGAGGGGAGGUGCGCUCAGCGCUCACGCUGGGACACUCACGAUGCUUGAAAUAAAAUGUUAACAAGCAUCGAUUUCAAGCAUGCACGUCGUGCGACAUUUUGCCAAGCGGGUCAUUCGCAACCCUCGCAAUGUUUGACGGGAUGUCUCACACUACCCCCCCCAGGACAAUCGCAUGGCAAUCGGAUUGAACGCGCAACAUUUUCCAUACAAUCCGCAGUUUUGCGUUUUCUUCGCGCCAACUUUGCCUGUAUUUUUAAUGAGCCAAGAGAUUUUACCCCCUCCUACACGCAUUCCCCCAGGACAAUCGCAUGGCAAUCGGAUUGAACGCGCAACAUUUUCCAUACAAUCCGCAGUGUUGCGUUUGCUUCGCGCCAACUUUGCCUGUAUUUUCAAUGAGCCAAGCGAUUUUACCCCCUCCUACACGCAUUGUAUCCUACAGCACGCUUGUCGCGGCAACGUUCACCACAUACACACACACAUCUCCACACUCAGGGUACGACAUCUUCUCUGUUGCUGUUCUGGACACGGAAAAAUUUGUGUUUCUACACUUAUUGUUCAAAAAAGUAGUAGCUCCUAGGAUCUGAAUUUACAAACAAAUAUCAAAAUAUUAUGUUAUGUUAAUGAUAUUGCACUGAAUUUAAUUGCACUACAUUAAGUUUUGACAUAUCUUUCGUAAAAGUUCAUCAGAGUAUGAAAAUGUCGAUACAAUUUGUCAUGAAUAACUUAAAUUUCAAGAUUUUCGCGCAUAAAAUUAUGACGCACGCUGUGUGUGUGCGGCGGCGUAAUUCGCUUCUCGUAUAGCCGUCUCGCUUCUUCUUGUGUGUGCUUUACCGUUGCUCAUCGCUUCAAGAACAUUGCUGCUCACACACACGUCAGUCUGUGGCAAACAAUUGGAGGGGGAGGAUGUGUCGGUUUGCUCCAGAAAUCGUGCGUGAUUUUGGUGUUCUGGAUUUGUUUCCAUGCCUGUUUGUUUUGGUGAAUUUGAAAAGGUAAGAAUCGUCAACCGAUGUAAAAGUGUGAGAGUAAGAUGAUGCUGAUGGUGACUGAUGCUUUUCUUUGUUUCUUUUCCUGCUUUCAUCCACUGAUGGCGUCGAGCAUCGCCGAGGAUGUGAUCGAAUCCGGAAUAUUCUAAACGAGGAGCUUCAUUCCGGAUUUUGUUUGCAAUAAGCGCUGAACUCAUCCUCCAGCUUACAACGAACGGUCAACGGAUGAGGAAGGAGAGGAGGGACGGCAAAGGUACACGCACAAACGUGCACACAUCAGCCUUGUCGGAGAACGAGAACACGGGAGGGGGAGACCGGCAACGUAUAGAACCUUUACGCUCCCUCGUACGUUCGUGCGUGCGUGCACGCGCGCGUCUAUGUGUGUGUAUGUGUGUGCAUGCCUGCGUGGCUGUGUGUGUUUUUGCCGCUUCGCAUAACGAGAACCUACGGGAUCACCUUGCAAAAAACACCAAGAAAGGGGGAGGGGUAGGUGUAUGUGUGUGUAUGUGUGCUUGCAUGCGUGCGUGGCUGUGUAUGUGUGUGUAUGUGUGCUUGCAUGCGUGCAUGGCUGUGUAUGUGUGUGUAUGUGUGCUUGCAUGCGUGCGUGGCUGUGUAUGUGUGUGUAUGUGUGCUUGCAUGCGUGCAUGGCUGUGUAUGUGUGUGUAUGUGUGCUUGCAUGCGUGCGUGGCUGUGUAUGUGUGUGUAUGUGUGCUUGCAUGCGUGCAUGGCUGUGUAUGUGUGUGUAUGUGUGCUUGCAUGCGUGCGUGGCUGUGUAUGUGUGUGUAUGUGUGCUUGCAUGCGUGCAUGGCUGUGUAUGUGUGUGUAUGUGUGCUUGCAUGCGUGCAUGGCUGUGUAUGUGUGUGUAUGUGUGCUUGCAUGCGUGCGUGGCUGUGUAUGUGUGUGUAUGUGUGCUUUUGCUGUUUGGCGAUCUCCUACGGAAUCACCUUGCGAAAACACGUGGGGGGGGGGGGAGGAGUGAGGUGUGUGUGUGCUUGCCUGCGUGCUUUGUGUGUGUGUUUUUGCGUUCACGUUCUACGGGAUCACUUUGCGAAAAACACCAAGGGGAGGAGGAGGAGGUGUGUGUGUGUGUGUGUGUGUAUGUUUUUUUUUUCUUUGCCGAUUCGCACUCUCUCGCGGAUCUAGUUGUGUGCGUUAGUUUUUUUUUUAGUUUCUUCGAAAAAUACCUGGGGGAGGAUGUGUGUAUGAAAGAAUGUACUUCAGAAAAGAAAGUGAAAAAUAAAAAACGAAUAUGAAAUAUGUUAAACGAAGUUUUAAGUGUGUCUGAACUCAUUGCAAUCCGAAAGAAAGGGAGGGGGCCCUUCUGACAGAAAUCGCGCGACAUGUAGGCUUAAACUCGUAGCUUAAACAAAGCUUAUUGGCAUUCAAAAGUUUAAGCCACGCUGAGUGCCCGCUCACGAGAGGCUUGAUCGUUUAAGCUACCGCUAUGCAUUUAAGCUACGCACUCACCGGCUGUGAGUGCUUUCGCUCACUAUUCUCCCCUCUCACCCUUUCUUUCCUCCUUUCUGAUCCACAAUUGCCCGUUGCUUCGAGCCGUUACGAACUGGAUAUCUGGAUCCUAUAACAAUAUACAGUUUAUAAACUCAAAAAGAAAAAAAAACAGCAGCAAUCAUCACACUUUAAACAACUUACCUGCUAAUUUAAAUCAAUUUAACGCCUUUACGCUUGCGCACACUGACACUAUAAGUCAAUUAAAUAAAUAUUGGUUAACUGCACUUAUAUGCUCGGUAAGCACAAGCAAAUUAAACUGUACUUUAUUGAAAUAAUAUUAGUUAAACAGCAUAAAUCACUCCAGAAUUUCACCGAACCAAACCAAGCCAAUUUUUGUCAACACUGAUAUCUGUCAAACGAGGGAGGCGAACCGCAGAUGAAGAAAACAACUUUUAUCACUAUGGGACAGCUUCAAUACUUGUCCAAAUUUUUAGAAUAGUUUUAUGUACAACUUUCAAUUGCCAGGAAAAAAAGAUAUAAAACACAACACACAUUUAAAGAAUCAUUAUUACUCUUAAACUAGUUGUAAAUUAUUGUGUGUUGUAUUAAAUAUCAUUAAAUUAUGCUUAUCUGUUUUAUUUCUGUUUUGACAAAUAGAACUAUGAUUCGCCCAUAGUUUCUUUCGCUCUCUCAUCAAAUUGAAAAUUUUACCAACACCGCAAAUGUGGAAGCAUUGCGGCAUGAAGUAGGUUGGUAAGGCAUGGCGGAGUGAGAGCGAGGAUCUCACACACAGAUGUAACAAUAACCCAUCAUCGCAAUGACGGGAGCAAUCGGUCAUGGGGGGUUGGUGGAGUGCAAGUGUGUCUCUCAAGCUCAGAGCCGAUUUUUGCUUAACACCUCAACGAUGGGAGCGUUCAGGGGUGGAGACGUAUGGAAGUGUGCGAGUGUGUCGCAUGAUUGCUCGCAAGUGUAGAGCGGGGGUAGCGAGAGGCAGAGUGUACAGGCGAUUUCUGCCAAGAGGGGGGCUCUUAAAAUGUAGUACACAUGUAUGCAACAUGUAUCGUGUCGCCGCGACGGUGUAUCUCGCUCAAUCCGUUAAGCCUGAAAAGUGCUUCUAUCGGAUCGUCUAAUCGGGCGCCAUUUAAUCAAUCCGUUAGCAAAAAGUCGCAUGGAUUUUGGUACCGGGGUUGUAUCCUAAAGCACGCCUGUCGCGUCAACGUUCACCACAUACACACAAACAUCUCCACACUCAGGGUACGACAUCUUCCCUGUUGCUGUUCUGGACUCAGACAAAAUUUGUGUUUCUACACUUAUUGUUCAAAAAAGUAGUAGCUCUUAGGAUCUGAAUUUACAAACAAAUAUCAAAAUGUUAUGUUCUGCUAAUGAUAUUGCACUAAAUUUAAUUGCACUACAUGAAGUUUUGACAUAUCUUUCGUAAAAGUUCGUCAGAGUAUGAAAAUGUCGAUUCAAUUUGUCAUGAAUAACUUGAAUUUUAAGAUUUUCGCGCAUAAAAUUAUGACGCGCGCUGUCUGCGCGGCGGCGUAAGUCGCUACUCGUAUAGCCGUCUCGCUUCUUCUUGUGUGUGCUUUACCGUUGCUCACCGCUUCAAGAACAUUGCUGCUCACACACACGUCAGUCUGUGGCAAACAAUUGGAGGGGGAGGAUGUGUCGGUUUGCUCCAGAAAUCGUGUGUGAUUUUGGUGUUCUGGAUUUGGUUCCAUCGCUGUUUGUUUUGGUGAAUUUGAAAAGGUAAGAAUCAUCAACCGAUGUAGAAGUGUGAGAGUAAGAUGAUGCUGAUGGUGACUGAUGCUUUUCUUUGUUUUUUUUUCGGCUUUUAUCCACUGAUGGCGUCGAGCAUCGCCGAGGAUGUGAUCGAAUGCGGAAUAUUCUAAACGAAGAGCUUCAUUCCGGAUUUUGUUUGCAAUAAGCGCUGAACUCAUCCUCCAGCUUACAACGAACGGUCAACGGAUGAGGAAGGAGAGGAGGGACGGCAAAGGUACACGCACAAACGUGCACACCUCAGCCUUGUCGGAGAACGAGAACACGGGAGGGGGAGACCGGCAACGUAGGUUCUAUACGUUCUUCAUUUACGCUCCCUCGUGCGUUCGUGCGUGCGUGCACGCGCGCGUCUUUGUCUUUGUAUGUGUGUGCAUGCCUGCGUGCGUGGCUGUGUGUGUUUUUGCCGCUUCGCUUAACGAGAUCCUACGGGAUCACCUUGCGAAAAACACCAAGAGAGGGGGAGGGGUAGGUGUAUGUGUCUGUGUGUGUGUAUGUGUGCUUGCGUGGUUGUGUGUGUGUUUUUUUGCUGUUUCGUGAUCUCCUACGGAAUCACCUUGCGAAAACACGAGGGGGGUGGGGGGGGGAGGAGUGGGGUGUGUGUUUGUGUGCUUGCCUGCGUGCGUGCGUGGCUUUGUGUGUGUGUUUUUGCGUUCGCGUUCUCCUACGGAAUCACCUUGUGAAAAACACCAUGGGAUGGAGGAGAUGUGUGUGUGUGUGUGUUGAGCCGGUCUCGUAGUACAGUCGUCAACUCGUACGACUUAACAACAUGCCCGUCAUGGGUUCAAUCCUCAAAUAGACCGCGCCGCUAUACGUAGGACUGACUAUCCUGCUAUGGGGGGGAAUCAAUUAGUCUCUGAUAGCCAAAACCCACAAGUGGGUACAGGCAGGCCUUGACCGACAUCGGUUGUUGAGCCA